Malassezia vespertilionis is the source of this 3465-nucleotide messenger RNA. RefSeq lists its product as uncharacterized. The transcript has a single exon. Gene Ontology annotation, biological process: trehalose biosynthetic process. The record is from RefSeq and is a predicted model, not a curated record. Gene Ontology annotation, cellular component: cytosol; alpha,alpha-trehalose-phosphate synthase complex (UDP-forming). Gene Ontology annotation, molecular function: catalytic activity. NCBI's taxonomy places the organism in Eukaryota, Fungi, Basidiomycota, Malasseziomycetes, Malasseziales, Malasseziaceae. Bases 1 to 3465 code for a protein of 1154 amino acids.
AUGGACAUUCCCAACGCGGUCGGCGGGCAGCGCGUGCUGAUCGCCGCGUUCGCGCUGCCGCUUACGCUGGACUUUCUGGAAGAACAUAGCAGCCCUGGUGAGCUUGUGAAAGACCCGAUAUCCGUGCUGUCGUCGCCGGUGCCGAAACAUGCGAAUACAGGGCAUAUGGCGCACGUCUUAGCGAGCCGACUGCAGCGGGAGGUCGAGCAAGACGCCCAGUCUGGGACGUCGGCACCGACUGUCAAGUCGCCGCAUCUCAGUACAGGUACAUCGUCGCGCAAGCAGAGCACGAACCAGCGCGAACACGUAUCCAUGGCCGAGCUCAUGGCCGAAGCGUCCGGCUCAGGGACCGCCUACUUGCAGCCGCAUGAGUCGGCGGUGAUGAGUGGCCCCCCCUCGCCACAGUCGCACAGGGCAAGUGCUGGAAGCUUGAGCAUGGCAAAUGCAGAGCCAGAGUUGGCCGCGAUGUACAGCGACCAUGGCCGGAGCGCGAGCGGGGAAUUUGCGCCGCCCCGCAUUCCUCGGUCGAGGCCCGAGAACCCAUCUAGUGCGCCAGGUGCACAGUCGAGACAAGGCGCACAAGGUGCGCACCCCAAGCGCGAUACAAACGUGACUCCUCCUGUGAGCAGCAUCAUUUCAGACAUGGCGGCAAAGAGCAAUUUGGCGUCCCAAAUCGGCACGCCGAAAGAGCCGCAGAACCCCUUUGUAAUGGAAGGCACGGCGCAUAAAAAGGUGCCAAGUACCUCUUGGCCGCACUCUGCGCCCCUCCUUAAAGGCUCCCCCAACGUCUUGGAAGGCUGGAGCGACUUGAUGCGCCAAGACGACGCCACGAUUCUCUCCCCCGAACUUCCCCAGACGCACGACGACGCAGCACCGUUCGCUUAUGCCGUCAAAAAGGCGGUGAAGCAGCUCCAGGUGCUGCCAAGCGGGCGUGUCACAGUGUCUGAGGAGGAGCGCCAGCGAACCGAGGCGCAGUAUCGCGAAGAGGCCGCCUUGGAUAAGAGCAGCUCUGGCACUGUGCCGCGCCGCCCCCGUAUCCGGCACAGGACAUCCCUGCGCCACACGCGCCGGUCGCGAAGCACGUCUGUUUCGUACCGCACGCCGAUUGAGAGUGUCGAAGAGGGUUUGAUGCAGUUCAAGUUUUUGCCGAACCCCGGUGCAAACUACGGCCUGAUCAAUGCGGUGAACAGCGUCGGUCGUGAUCGCUUCCCCAACGGCAAGCUUUUUAUCGGCACGCUUGGCAUCGAGAUGGACAGUGUGCCGGACCGCGUGCGCGAGGAUAUCAAUGACCGCGCGCUUAGAGAGCACGACUGCGCACCUGUGUGGGUGAGCGACCACGACCAUGUCCACAGCUACCACCAUUAUUGCAAGCAGAUCCUUUGGCCUACUUUCCACUACACUUUGCCGACUGGAAAAGGGCUGGAAUCCGAGGAGGACGCAUUCCGCUCCUACGUUGCCGUCAACCAGCACUUUGCUGACCGCAUCGUCGAGCUGUACCAAGACGGGGAUGUGGUUUGGGUCCAGGACUACCAUCUUCUGCUUGUCCCUGGCAUGGUUCGCGAGCGGCUUCCACGCGCAACCAUUGGCCUCUUUGUGCACAUUGCCUUCCCGUCCAGCGAGCUUUUCCGGUGUUUGGGGAUGCGCAAAGUGCUGCUGCAAGGCAUGCUUGGCUCUGAUUUGGUGAGCUUCCAAACGCACACCUACUGCCGCCACUUUCGCCAGACGGUCAGUCGGAUCCUGCACCUCGAAGGCGGCACGCGCGGCAUCCAGCUCGACUACUCGUUUGUCACUGUCGCGCCAUUCCCGAUUGGAAUCGAUGUGCACGCGCUCAAUAGAAAGCGCGAGAACCCCACGGUGAAAGAGUGGAUCGAGCGUCUCGAAGAGCGGUACAUGGGCAAGUACUUGAUUGUCGGCCGCGAUAAACUGGACUGGAUCAAAGGCGUGCGGGAGAAGCUGCUUGGUUUCGAGGUGUUUCUCGACGAGUACCCCGAGUGGGUCGGCAAAGUAGUCCUUGUACAGGUGGCGCUCGCGACUGCCCAGGAAAGCAAGGAGGUGGGCGAUGCUACCGAUAUCGUUGCGCGCAUCAACCGCAAACACAGCACACUCACCUACCAACCAGUUGUCUUUUUGCAUGUCCAGGAGAUCACCUUUGGCCAGUACCUCGCGCUCCUCUCUCGUGGCGAUGUUUUUCUCGCGACGAGUCUGCGCGAGGGCAUGAAUCUCACUUCGCACGAGUACAUCAUCGCCCAGGACGUGCGCAAACGGCCGCUGGUCCUCUCCGAGUUCACAGGCACCUACGCGACGCUCCGUGCGUGCAUCGGCAUCAACCCGUUCAACACACGCCAGGUCGCGAGCGCCAUCCAGCGCGCCUUGGUGAUGUCCGAAGAAGAGAUGCGCGAGCGCUGGACCGACUUGCACCACACCGUCGUGACCCAAACAGCCCAGCACUGGAUCACCUCGGUGCUCAGCCAUUUGAAGCGCGCAAGGCAGCGCCAGCCCAAUCUCGAAAACCUCUUUAUCCCCCGGCUGGAUAUCUCGCAGCUUGUUUCGGAGCUGCGCGCCGCACAGUCGCGUCUGAUUCUGCUGGAUUUGGAAGACUGUCUGGCGGUGGAGGAUGCCAUUGCUUUGCACAAGCAGGGGUUCCAGCCGCUUGACAGAAUGCUGCACAUGCUUGCACGCCUCGCCAGCGACGCACGCAACUACGUCUACGUGUUCAGCGGCAAGUGCAGGCAAGACCUGGACAGGAUUGCACAACACGUGCCGGACAUUGGCCUGAUUGCCGAGCACGGAUGCUACCUGCGACAGUACAGCGUGAGUGGCGCCACUACAUGGACGUCGCUUAUCGACGGCUUCAGCCUGGAAUGGCAGGCUCCCGUGCUCGACAUUCUGCACGACUUUGCCAAGCGCACGCCCGGAAGCUGGAUUGUCGAGCGCGAAGCUUCUGUCUCCUUGCACUAUAGCCAAGAGCAAGAGACGACGACAGACGCAGAGCGUGAAUGGACCGCGCGGCAAGCGGCUGAGGUGCAGAGCUUGAUCUACGACUCCCUUGGCGAGAGGUACUCGCUCCGCAUUCUCCGUGGCGACGCGAGCUUUACCGUGAUGCCCAAGACAGUGAGCAGGACAACGGCAGUGCAGUACUUGCUGACGUUGGACGCCAUGGGCGCACUGCCGAGCAGGACGCUGCGCGACGAGAGGAAGGCCGACGUUGCAUGUGCCACGCAGAAAGGCAUUUUUUCCCUCGUGCUGCAGAUCGGCACGGACGAAAACAUGAUUGCUUUUCUCAACCAGCUCGACGUGACCUUUGCGCCCUACACCUGCACGACGCGCGAAAUGUCGCAAAAGCCGCUGUCUGGGGCUGCCUACCAGCUCCGUCCUGGCGCCGAGGUGGACAACGCGCUGGAAGAGAUUAUUGACUUGCGCGAGCGCGAUUCGCGCUGGGGCGAGCGCAGUGUGUGGGAUGUAUAG